Messenger RNA from Mycetomoellerius zeteki, 5652 nucleotides. It is a transcript of the gene mle, whose product is annotated as dosage compensation regulator mle. The transcript is spliced from 10 exons. Gene Ontology annotation, biological process: regulation of mRNA processing; positive regulation of transcription by RNA polymerase II. NCBI's taxonomy places the organism in Eukaryota, Metazoa, Arthropoda, Insecta, Hymenoptera, Formicidae. Gene Ontology annotation, molecular function: double-stranded RNA binding; ATP hydrolysis activity; RNA helicase activity. Bases 138 to 3881 code for a protein of 1247 amino acids. The record is from RefSeq and is a predicted model, not a curated record. Gene Ontology annotation, cellular component: ribonucleoprotein complex; nucleolus; intracellular anatomical structure.
GCAUAGUGAUCAAAAGGUAAACCUAAUUAAGGCAUCCAACAGCAGGUGAACGAUUCUCCUUGAUCCAGUGUAAUCUGCUCAGCGAUAAGGGCAAGAAGAACGUUAACACCUGAGAAUAGUGACGGAAGGUUAAAAAAAUGGGCGAUAUAAAAUCCUUUUUCCACCAGUGGUGUGCGAAGAACGGCAAAGAACCGCAAUUUGAUGUUAGACCAACAGGACCGAAGCACAGGCAACGUUUCCUCUGCGAAUUACGAAUACCUGGCUAUGACUACGUCGGCGCAGGAAAUUCGACUAACAAAAAGGAUGCGCAAGGAAACGCAGCGAGAGAUUAUGUUAACUAUUUAGUACGUACGAAUUGCGUGAAUCCAAGCGAUGUACCAAAAGAUGCCGGGAUACCGACGAUGACACCGGAUGCUAUUAAGAACGAAGGCUCAACACCAAUGAAAUCGGUAUUCCAAGGAGGCAUGGGACCGAAUGACAUUGGUCAAGCAUACAGGCCGUACAAUGAACGUGGCCAGAGUAAUUAUACAUACAUGGAUAGACUAGCUGAUCAAAAGAAAGUGGAAGAUGCUGAGGACGUUGACGUAAACUCUGGGAUACAUGGGAACUGGACGAUAGAAAAUGCCAAGUCCAAGCUUCAUCAAUUUAUGCAAACUAACAAAAUUAAUGCAGAUUACAAAUAUACUCCGGUCGGUCCGGAUCAUACGAGGAGUUUUAUGGCAGAAAUGUCACUUUAUAUUAAGCAACUUGGACGAACUAUAACUGGCCGCGAAACUGGAUCAAAUAAACAAACAGCUUCAAAAAGCUGUGCUUUGUCUAUUGUUCGCCAACUAUAUCAUCUAGGUGUAAUUGAAGCAUUUAGUGGUACAUUAAAAAAGAAUAAGGAUACUGAACAGAUGAGACCUUAUCCUGUCAAAAUUUCACCGGAACUGGAGAGUCAGAUCCACGAUGUUCUAACGAGUUUAGAUAUAAAACCAAUUGAUGUUAAAGAGCCGUUAAUUGCAAAAGAAGAUGAUAAUAAUACAACUGUACCGAAAGACGAAAAAGAUACGUCAACUGCUGGCGUAUCUUUGUUGACAAAUCAAGUUUUGGAUGACUUCAUAUCUUCUGUACCGCAACCCGCUGGUGUCGUAAGCUGGUCACCACCUCAGCCGAAUUGGAAUCCAUGGACUGGAUGCAAUAUAGAUGAGGGACCGCUGGCAACAACAUCUCUGGAUCAGUUGUCAGAAAAUUUAAUGAACGAACAGCGAGAAAAGCUGCAGCAGGACUCUAAUUUGCAGGCAUGCACCAAGGAAAGAUCAAGUCUGCCUGUUUUCAAUAAAAAAAGCGAGAUCAUGAAUGCAAUUAACGAAAAUCCGAUCAUUAUCAUACGUGGAAAUACGGGAUGUGGUAAGACUACACAGGUUUGUCAGUUCAUUCUGGACGAUUAUAUCGCAUCCGGUCAAGGUGCAUAUUGCAGUAUAGUUGUCACUCAACCAAGAAGAAUCUCCGCCGUAUCUGUGGCCGAUCGAGUCGCCGUCGAGAGAUGCGAAGCCCUGGGACAAUCGGUUGGAUAUUCUGUUAGGUUUGAAUCGUACUUACCGAGACCCUAUGCUAGUAUAAUGUUUUGCACUGUGGGUGUACUCUUGAGAAAGCUGGAGGGUGGCCUUAGAGGCGUAUCGCAUGUUAUAGUUGAUGAGAUCCACGAGCGAGAUGUCAAUUCGGAUUUCAUCAUGGUUGUGCUCAGAGAUAUGAUCCAUCUUUAUCCCGAUCUCAGAAUCAUCCUCAUGUCUGCUACAAUUGAUACAACAUUAUUCAGCGAAUAUUUCAACAAAUGUCCUGUGGUGGAGAUUCCCGGCAGAGCAUAUCCUGUUCAGCAAUAUUUUUUGGAGGACUGUAUACAGCUAACGAAUUUUUUUCCACCUACAAGUUCCGGAAAACGUAAAUCUAAGGAAUCGGACGAUUUACCAAUACCGGACGCAGAACCAGACGAAAAUCUAAAUAAAGUCAUCGGCAAUAAUUAUUCUAUUGAAACAAAGAACGCUAUGGGACAACUGACGGAGAAAGAAAUAAGCUUUGAAUUAAUAGAGGCGCUACUUAUGUAUGUUAAAAGACAGGAUAUUCCAGGUGCUGUGCUGAUUUUCCUUCCUGGAUGGAAUUUAAUAUUCGCGUUGAUGAAACACCUUCAACAGCAUUCUCUCUUCGGCGGAUCGUCUUAUCUCAUUAUCCCACUACACUCGCAAUUACCGAGAGAAGAUCAGCGUAAAGUCUUUGAUCCUGUUCCAUCAUUUGUAACGAAGAUUAUUUUGUCCACAAAUAUUGCAGAAACUUCGAUCACGAUCAACGAUGUCGUCUACGUUAUAGAUUCUUGCAAGGCCAAAAUGAAGUUAUUUACUUCGCAUAAUAAUAUGACUAAUUACGCAACUGUUUGGGCCAGUAAAACGAAUCUGGAACAACGCAAGGGUAGAGCUGGUCGCGUUAGACCCGGCUUCUGUUUCCAUCUGUGCUCAAAAGCUCGAUUCAAUAAAAUGGACGAACACAUGACACCAGAAAUGUUCAGGACGCCUCUGCACGAAUUGGCGUUGAGCAUCAAGCUGUUAAGAUUAGGCAAUAUCGGUCAAUUCUUAUCGAAGGCAAUUGAGCCGCCGCCUAUUGACGCUGUGAUUGAAGCGGAAGUUGUAUUAAGAGAAAUGAAAUGCUUGGAUAAAAACGACGAAUUAACGCCUCUCGGCAAGAUUUUGGCGCGUUUACCUAUAGAACCGCGGUUGGGAAAGAUGAUGAUCCUAGGAUGUAUGUUCCGUGUGGGCGACGCGCUCUCGACAAUGGCCGCAAAUAGUACCACUUUCCCCGAGGUAUACAAUAUGGGUCCGGAUGUAAAAAGGCUGACUGUUCAGCAAAAGUGGUUUGCCGGGGCUAGAUUCAGCGACCAUGUCGCAAUGUUUCAUGCUUUUCAAGCAUGGGAGGAAGCGAGAACAGGUGGCGAAUGGGCAGAACAAACAUUCUGUGAUUCAAAGAGCCUAAGUCUACCGACUUUACGAAUUACCUGGGAAGCUAAGAAUCAACUACAAGCGCUAUUGCAAAGCGCCGGUUUUCCCGAGGAGACUUUGUGCCCCAUGCCAUUAAAUUAUCAAGCAGGUGCGGAUCCGCGUCUCGAUACCAUUACCGCGCUAUUAUGCAUGGGCCUGUACCCCAAUGUGUGCUAUCACAAGGAGAAGCGGAAAGUUCUCACCACAGAAUCGAAGGCUGCGCUGAUUCAUAAGACAUCGGUGAAUUGCAGCAACUUCGAGCAAAACUUUCCAUUCCCGUUCUUCGUGUUUGGUGAAAAGAUUCGCACGAGAGCUGUAUCUUGCAAGCAAAUGACCAUGGUGUCGCCUAUACAUUUGUUACUGUUUGGGUCACGAAAAGUAGAAUACGUGGAUGGCGUGAUUAAACUGGACAACUGGAUCAACUUAGAUAUGAAUCCACAACAUGCAGCAGCCAUCGUUGCUUUGAGACCAGCUUUGGAAAGUCUUGUAGUUCGGGCAUCCAAGGAUCCAGAAACGAUUCUAGAGUUGAGUCCGACUGAAGAAAAGGUAUUGGGCGUGAUUAAGGCAUUAUGCAGCAUGAAUGCUUGUCGUCACGAGUUGCAGCCGAUAAUCGGCGGUGGUUUCCAAUCAGUGCGACCCCCCAGGGGACAUGUAACCGGCUUUCGCGCUAGCUUUAUCACACCUCCAAAACUAAUGCGGGGAAGUGCAGGUUACCGUGGCCCAAUCUUGAAUAACGAGUCCUACGGCGGGAAUGGUGGUAGCUUUAAUGAUAACCGCGGCGGUGGUUACAGAGGAAGCUACAACAGGGGAUACGGCAUGGGCAGUCCGCGCGGUCGAGGAAACUGGAAUAAUAGUGGCAACCGCGGACGUUACUAAUUAAUAUGUUUAUGCUGAUUGUAAUUACCGUGUUGCUAUUACAUUUUAGAAUGCAGUUCAGGACUUAUAAUUCUGGACAUUGAUCUGGAGUGUCUUAGCAUUUAUGCAUAUUGCCUUCCUUUUUUUUACUUUGAUCGACAAAGGCGAUACUUCAAGUUAAUGUCCAGAAUUAGAAAUCAGCACUAUAUUAGAUUGAAUUACUUGGAUGGUUCAAUUUUUGUCUGGAAUUUUUUAUUUCUCCAAGAAACGAAUUGGAGUAUCUCUUGUAGCAGUAAGGAAAUUUUUCCUCUGGUAUAAAAUGGAAGUGAGGCAUAUUGUGAUUAUAAAAUAAUAGCGGCAAUUGCUGCGGUCCAUUUGAUGUUACGGAUACUUCGAAGCAUUUUUUGAUUGGUCAAUUAAAAGCUUUGAAGCAUUUGUAGCGUCAAGGACCCGCACCCAAAAUGUGGAGUGAGUUGAUGUGCAAGCUUGAGCACUGCUAUCUUAAAAGUUUGACUGAAGAAGGGAUUAACAUAUUUUUUAAACAUUUAAAUGUAUGUGAUAUGCAGAAGUCAGGAAUGGUCGAAAGGAAGUCGGUGAUCUUCCGACUGUUAGUUCCAACACAUCAGCUCAAAGACAUCUAGUCUGCAAGCAUAGCAUUGUUGUCAAAAUGAAAAGUGUCGCCAUAUGAAGGGAAAGUAAUGGAGAAAGCAAUAUAAAUUGAGUAAUACAAUUUCGUCGCUAUUACCAUAAUUCUGGACGGAAGUUGAGUCACUCAUGUAUCGUAGGUUUAUAUUAGAUAUUAUAUAUUGACAUUAUAUUAUUAUAUAACAGUAUAUAUACUAUAAAGGUACAUAUAGAUUAUUGAACCGAACUUAAAGAUGAGCUGUGAGUUAAACUUCAUGAGCGUCACAAACAUUUCUGUGAUCCAUACUGUAGUUUCAAUUCUUUUUUUUUAAUUGUUGGUACCUACCUUUCGAAGAAAGUCCUAUGAAGAUUAAUACAGUCAGAUCACGUUUUCUGGGAUGUACGGAAACGUGAUGUUUCUUCGCAGAGUCCCAAAAUCUACUCGUAGUAAACACUUGUAUCCUUGUUUAUGCAAGGAGUUUGCAUUGAUUCUGGGAGCAUCGCACUAAAGAAAUAAGAUUGAGUUAAUGGUGGAGUCUCUAUCCCCCGAAGAGGCUAUCACAGGAUUUUUUUAUCCAAAUUGAUCAUGUGGUACUGUGAUCCUUUAUGUUAGGUCGGAAGUCCAAACAGGAGAAUCUCAAGAAGAAGAAGAAGAAGAAGAAGAAGAAGUAAAUACUUGUGUAGAUUGGUGCUAGGGUGGACGCGGAGUAAACUCUUCUCGCCUGUUACUCAGAUCAGCAGUAUGGCAGUGAUUUCAAUUGUGGAUGCUUUUCAUUUGAUGACACAAGUCGACACAAGCAUCUUUCUACCUCUCUUGGUAUUCAAGCACCCUGUGUGUUUUAUGUGAUAAAGUUUUGUGUUCACAAUGCUAGAAAUUAGACUAAAAUCUCAGAGAAAGAAUUAACAAAUCCCAUUAGAACAAUUUGAUCAUAUGUCCAAUGCGAUUGAUAAAUUCUUUUUUUAUCUGAAGUUUCAGAUCAAUUUCUAGUAUUAUGGCUUCAAAUAUACAUGUGACAUUCAAGAGGUUUGGCUCGAAGCUUGUCUCUAGAUUUGAUUCGAGAUUUGGUUCGAUAAGCUGGAUGUAUCUUAACAUUAUACUAUACUAAUAUAUUAUAACUGCUAUAAUAUAUUAUACUAUUAUAUAAUAGUAUAACACAAUGACAUUGUA